UUUACGUAUGAAUCAUCUCUCCCAAGAUGGCGAUGCACCUGCUUCUCUGGCGAUGAUCCUUCUCGGUUCUGCGCGCUUCCACUAAACGGCCGCGGGGGGAAAACGUCGCCACACAAGCUGACGUCGGCGAGGCGGACUGCGGAGGGACCCACGCCGCCCACGAUGUCCACGGAGGAGCUGUCGGCGUCGGACAGCGAGGCCGUGUUGGCCGGCGCCGGGGAGCGAUGGGCACCGGUGGGCGCCGUGGCCAGCCCCGAGGAGGAGAGCGGCGCGCGGCCGAGGCAGAGAGGCUCGUCGUCGGCCACCGAGGAGGAGAUGGCGGCGCGGCUGGUGAAGCUGGAGGAGGAGCAGGAGCAGCUGAACUCGUCUCUCCUGGCCCUCACGUCGCACUUCGCCCAGGUCCAGUUCCGGCUCAAGCAGAUCGUCCACGCUCAGAGCGACGACAAGGAGAGGAUGCUGGCCGAGCUGGAGGAGUUCGCCUUCCGCGGCUGUCCGCACGUCGUGGGCUGCCGAGCCCAGGACGCCCAGCAGCUGGAGAACUCGGGAGAUCUGAGCGAGCGGGAGAAGCGGGAGCGUCUGGAGGCGCAGCGGGAGAAACAGAAGGACCUGAUUCUGCAGCUGAAGACGCAGCUGGAUGACCUGGAGCGCUACGCCUAUCAGGAGGGAAGCUACGACUCGCUGCCGCAGUCCGUCGUCAUGGAGAGGCAGAAGGUCAUCAUUGACGAGUUGAUAAAGAAGCUGGACGUGAAUCUGAACGAGGACAUCGGCAACUUGUCCCCGGAGGAGCUGAGGCAACGUGUGGACGCCGCCAUCGCUCAGAUAGUCAACCCGGCCAGAGUCAAGGAGCAGCUGGUGGAGCAGCUCAAGACCCAGAUCAGGGACCUGGAGAUGUUCAUCAACUUCAUCCAAGAUGAGGUGGGGAACCCUCUGCUGUGUGACGGUGGGCGGAGUCAGCAGCCGAAGGCAGCAGGACCCAACGGCGGCGCUGCGGGGACCAAACGGAAAGCGGACCCGGCGGAGGCCCAGAGGAUGCGGCACACCGGCCUCCAGCUCAUCCAGAAGGCCCUGGUCGUGCUGCAGAUCUUCGCUGCCAGUCAGUUCGGCUGCUCGGCCGGCCACGUGCCGCACAGCGUGUGGCCCCAGGACCCCCAGGCGGGGGGGCGGGACUACGGGCCCCUGCUGCAGCGGCUGGAGGCGGCCGUGGAGAAGGUGCGGGUGCUGGGCUCGUGCCGGCACCCCUCCGUGGAGCACGUGGUGAGCUACGGCGGCUCGUCCACGCCGGGGGCCCGGGACCGGCUGACGGCGGCGGUGAGGAAGGAGCUGGCGCCGGCUCUGAAGGACCUGCUGGCCCACGGCCUCUGCUGCCCCUCCCAGACGGUCAGCCUGGUGCUGGCCCCCAUCGCCUGCCUGCUGCCUUACACCCCCGCCCCCCUCGCCAUGCACCCCUGGGAGCUCUUCGUCAAGUUUUACCAAGCCCACGACGGGAAGGCCUUCGUGGAGGCGCCGGCCCGGAAGCUGUCCCAGUCCUUCGGCCUGACGGUGGGCGGGGGCCCGGGGAGGGUGACCCCCAAGCAGUCGCUGCUGUGGGCCGUGCACACGGUGCUGAAGGAGCACGGACGCUACAAGCGGGGGCCCGACAGCGAGUUCAAAGCUCUGGUGUGCAUGGCGCUGAACGAGCAGCGCCUGGUGUCCUGGCUCAACCUGCUGAGCAAGUCGGCCGCUCUGGUCCAGCCGCACUACCAGCCCUGGAGCUGCGUGGCCCAGACGGGCCUCCAGGGGGCGCUGCGCGUCCUGGGCCGCCUCAGCCACCUCAGCUUCAACCUGCCCGUGGACCUGGCCGUGCGGCAGCUCAACAACAUCAAGGACGCUUUCUGAGCCGCCUCGUCCUCUUUAACCUUUUAUAAAACGCUUUCUGUGCGUGACGUCGCUCUGCGUAAGCCGCCAUGACGCCUCAGAGCCCAGACCGCCGUUACCUCACCUUCAUAGGCCUCUGCACCUUCCUGCGCUCCACCUGCUGCUGAAGCUCUGCUGCAGACGCCGCUGGUGGUGGAGACGUUCCAGAGAAGCUCUCAGCGGCUCCUGGACGCUUUUACCUGAGCAGCAAACCUUCGUGUAGCAAACGGCGCCCAGAUAAACGCUGUCUGGCCGUGUGUGACAGGAAGUAGGCGUGGCGUGUGGCGUUGCUAUAAAUCUUUGUGCCGCCGUGUCAAAGCGACCGUCUUUCACUUCUGAGUCGUUGCUUUUCCACUUUGAGCUGCUGUCUGAGAGGAAAUCUCAUAACCGAGCUUUUUAAUUCCAGGUUUUCUUUUAUCUCCCAUUAACUAAAACGCUGAAUGUCUGAACCGUAGAUGCUCUUAAACUGACGUUAGUUUAUAUCCGUUGCUUAUUUUGUUCACGUUUACGACACUAAAAUCCUUUUGUGUCUGCGUAUCAAACCUUGUAUUCUCAUUGCAGAGCACUUUUUCAAACUUCAGUUGUGUUUUGGGUAUAUUUACUAUGCACUAUUCUACUUUUUUCCAUGUGUUUUUGCUUUUUGUUUAGAUAUUUAUUUAUUAGAUACACUCUUAAAGAGGCUGCUGUGCUGUAACUGUAGCAGUUCAGUCUAGGAGCAUCGCAUUUAAAAUAAUUUAUGCUAUAUUUAAAUAAUAUGGGGAGAUGGGAAAUGUUAGUUUUAUUAUAUUUAAUGUCAACCUGCAGUUGUAAAAUAAAGCAAGUAUAGUAAAUGGAAA
This is a messenger RNA of Fundulus heteroclitus (mummichog), 2729 nucleotides long. RefSeq names its product RUN domain containing 1 (gene rundc1). The transcript is spliced from 6 exons. The record is from RefSeq and is a predicted model, not a curated record. The coding region runs from base 163 to 1875 and encodes 570 amino acids. NCBI's taxonomy places the organism in Eukaryota, Metazoa, Chordata, Actinopteri, Cyprinodontiformes, Fundulidae.